GGGUUCACUAACUGACAGCCGGUUGCUUAGCGAGUUAGCGAACGGCUAAGAGCAGCUCUAACGGUUGUAACUGUUACACAGUUCCGGUACUGGAAUAUCAGAGGAUAUCUAGCCGCCUGGGGCAAAGUAUUCAUGGUGGACUGAAACUAGGAGCUAUCUUACGUUAGCACACGUCAGCUGAAGAGGGAGCCCUCCCUGAAUGACUAACCGGCAGUGUGUGGCUACUAGCUAGCGGAGAGGAGGGUGGGGACAGAAACUUCCCAGACCUCGCCCAGCCGUUGCUUCAUUCCAGCAGGCAGCUGCUCUCUUGACGGUGUGAGAGAUCCACACCACGAAACGACACAUUUAUUCAAGAGGAGACCGGCACAGCUGUGUUACAGAAGUGCAGAAAUCAGUAAUCAUGUUCAGAAAAAACUUGAAGAAGGACCCGGAGCUGUUCCAGAACGUGUCGGAGGGUUUGCGGCGGCUCUACCGGACCAAGCUGUUCCCGCUGGAGGACACGUAUCGGUUCCACGACUUCCACUCCCCGGCACUCGAAGAUGCCGACUUCGACAACAAGCCCAUGGUCCUCCUGGUGGGCCAGUACUCCACCGGGAAGACCACGUUCAUCCGCCACCUCAUGGAGCAGGACUUCCCCGGUAUGCGGAUUGGCCCCGAGCCGACCACGGACUCUUUCAUCGCGGUGAUGCACGGCGAGCAGGAUGGGGUGAUCCCGGGUAACGCGCUGGUGGUCGACCCCAAGAAGCCCUUCCGCAAACUCAACGCCUUUGGCAACGCCUUCCUGAACAGGUUCAUGUGUGCCCAGAUGCCUAACCCGGUCCUGGAGAGCAUCAGUAUCAUCGAUACUCCUGGAAUCCUGUCGGGAGAGAAACAGAGGAUAAGCAGAGGUUAUGACUUUGCUGCGGUGCUGGAGUGGUUUGCAGAGCGCGUGGACCGCAUCAUCCUCCUGUUCGACGCCCACAAGCUGGACAUCUCGGACGAGUUCUCAGAGGUCAUCCGAGCUCUGAAGAACCACGAGGACAAAAUGCGCGUGGUUCUGAACAAGGCCGACCAGAUCAGCACUCAGCAGCUGAUGAGGGUCUACGGAGCGCUGAUGUGGUCUUUGGGAAAAAUCAUCAACACACCUGAGGUGGUACGUGUGUACAUCGGGUCGUUCUGGGCCCAGCCCCUUCUGGUUCCAGACAACAGGAAGUUGUUUGAGGCGGAGGAGCAGGACCUGUUCGUGGACAUCCAGUCACUGCCACGUAAUGCAGCUCUACGCAAACUCAAUGACCUCAUUAAACGAGCACGCCUCGCCAAGGUACAGGCCUACAUCAUCAGCUCUCUGAAGAAAGAUAUGCCAAGUGUGUUUGGAAAGGACUCAAAGAAGAAGGAGCUGAUAGCCAACCUGGGAGAGACCUACCACCGGAUUGAGAAGGAGCACCAGAUCUCACCUGGAGACUUCCCCAACCUGGCCAAGAUGCAGGAGCUGCUGAAUGGCCAGGACUUCUCCAAGUUCUCAGCGCUGAAGCCCAAGCUGCUGGAGGCAGUGGAGGACAUGCUCGCCAACGACAUUGCCCGCCUCAUGGCCAUGGUGCGCCAGGAGGAGGCCGCAAUGCCCAGUCAGGUUGUCAAGGGCGGAGCCUUUGAGGGAACCAUGAGCGGUCCCUUUGGUCACGGCUACGGAGAGGGCGCCAGCGAAGGCAUUGAUGAGCUGGAGUGGGUGGUGGGUCGCGACAAGCCAACGUACGAUGAGAUCUUCUACACUCUCUCUCCCAUCAACGGCAAAGUGUCCGGCGCCGCAGCCAAGAAGGAGAUGCUGAAGUCCAAGCUGCCCAACACGGUCCUGGGAAAGAUCUGGAAGCUAGCAGACGUGGAUAAAGACGGCCUCCUUGACGAUGAGGAGUUUGCUCUGGCCAACCACCUGAUCAAGGUGAAGCUGGAGGGCCACGAGCUGCCGGCGGCACUGCCUGGACACCUGAUACCCCCGUCCAAACGCGGGAACAUGGAGGACUAAAGGAGGAGGAAGAGGAGAGAGAGGCAGCCUGGAGACGAGCCACGUCAACGCUUUGCAUCAUGUUCAACACAAGCAUGAACGGGAUCAACCUUCAUCAAGCUGACCACGAGGAGGUAUCGCUGUGAUCUUUUUCACCAGAGAGAGACUGGAGGGGUUCAGGGGGGAGGUGGGAGGGAGGGCAGGUCCAUCUUUGUGCAUUCGGGGAUAUUAUUUAGGUAUCUAUUAGAAAAAUAAACGGGGACGGGAGGGGAGGGGAGGUCGAUUUUCAAACUGAUGAAAGGACAUUUCCGGAUCAUGAACUGACGGGUAGUCGGAGGUUGCAUGAUGGGGUUGAACAUGGAUCUGUGAAUCCUGUGUAAAAGAUGUCUUUGAAGUAUACAGUCCAUAAUAUUAUAUGUUGAUCCAAAGAGAUAUAGUUUUUUUUCCAUUUGGAGAGAGAAAGAGGAAAUAAAUCAAAAACAGCUGUUCGAAUUGUUUUAUCUAUAUUUUUGUAUUUCCUGACUGUUAUCUUUGACUCUUUCCAAAUGCUUCCCUUUUUAUUAUUUUGCCAGAUAAAUAAAAAGGAAUACUGUACCAUCUGACAUGGGUAUGUGGAUUUUUAAUAAAUCGUUCCAUGAUACAUCAGUUGAAGUCAUCAGUUCUUUGACUCACAGACGGAACUUUCCCUGGAAGAGAAUAAAAUAAAAUAGAGGAAAUCAUA
Centropristis striata (black sea bass) is the source of this 2696-nucleotide messenger RNA. RefSeq names its product EH-domain containing 1a (gene ehd1a). Gene Ontology annotation, molecular function: GTP binding; protein binding; calcium ion binding. NCBI's taxonomy places the organism in Eukaryota, Metazoa, Chordata, Actinopteri, Perciformes, Serranidae. Gene Ontology annotation, biological process: endosomal transport; endocytosis. The transcript has 6 exons. The coding region runs from base 401 to 1996 and encodes 531 amino acids. The record is from RefSeq and is a predicted model, not a curated record. Gene Ontology annotation, cellular component: plasma membrane; cytoplasm.